AUGCUGGUCCCUCCGGCUCCCACGGUGGCCGCGACGCUGGCCACGGCGGCCACGCUGACGCGGCUGCCGCAGCUGCCCGCCACCACGGCCUUUGCCGCGCGGAUGCUCGAGCUGCGCCAGGACAUCUCGACCAACUUUGCGAGCGCCGACCUGUCCUGCUUCGACUACAUCGCCUCGCUCUCGUGUGACGGCGCGUACAUCAGCUGCAUCGACGGCGUCGAGUCCCAGUUCUACGGCCCCGACAAUACGGCCACGAACAACGGUGCCUACUCGAAGCUGGGCAGCGGCAUCUCGUCAUGCUAUUGCAACUACGGUGUGCAAUACCUCAGCUGCUACUAUUCGGCGCUCGGCAACGCCGCCUGCACGAGCUACUUUGGCACCUAUGACUGGACGAGCUACGAGUCCUACUGGUUCCAGGACAACUGCGGCACCGUGCCGCCGACUCUUUUUGGCGGCGGCGGCGCCGGCAAGACCACGAAAGAAUCGACGCCGCCGUCCGUCGUGUCGCUGGACCUGCAGUCCGUCCACGUCGUCACGGCCUCGUCGCAGCCGCCGCUGCCCGCGCUGACGUACGCGCCGCUCUUCCAGAGCACGGGCAGUCUGCUGCAGGACGAGUGUGCAUCCACGCAGUUCACGCUCAUCGAGGACAGCAACACCGUCUACUGGGCCGCCUACAUCGGCUGCGCCAGCAACCAGCCGCAGUGCUGUCCCUGGACGGCGUCGUCCGAGUUCUUCGCGGCCACGGUCACAAAAGACACGACGGUGACCGUCACCGCCACCGGCACGCCUGGCGCCACCGGCACCAACGUCGCCCUCAAUGCCUUUCCCCAGCCCGCCAACCGCGACCAGGGCGUCCUCAAGGCCUGCGCCUCCGACUACUACAGCAUCUCGGGCCAGUGCUGCCCGAGCAACUACUGGCCGUUCACGCGCGACCUGGGCGGCCAGACGCCCUGCUACUCGUCGCUCCCCGCCGUCACCGAGGCGCCCACGCUCACAGCCGGGCUCGUCGGCGAGCCCACCAACACGCAGAAGCCCACCUCGGCCGUCGUCAACGUCGUCUGGGCCAUGAGCUACCCGGUCGCGUCCAAGGGCGGCCUGUCCAAGGGCGCCAUUGCCGGCAUUGCCGUCGCCGCCGUUGUCGUCGUGGCCGCCCUCGCGGUGCUCAGCUUCUUUUUGUUCCGCGCGCGCCGCAAGAACAAGCAGCUGCAGACGCAGACACUGCAAGCCCCUGCUGGCCAGCUGGCGCCUCCACAGGCGGUCGCCCCCGGGGGUGGCGUUGUCGCCGGCGCGGCGGCCGUACCGCUGGUCUACGACGCCGACAAGCCGCAGGGCAUGGCCCAGGUGCCGCCGGCUGGUGGCUAUGUGUACCCCCAGCAGCAGUAUCCCCAGCAGCAGUAUGCACAGCCGGGAUUCCCCCAGCAGGGCUAUGCCCAAGCGGGCUACGUCCAGCCAGGCUACGCCGACCCGCGCGCCAGCCUGGCGCCCUCGUCGGCCACGCCCGCGUCCCAGCUCGUGUCGCAGACGACCGGCACCACCAAUGUGAGCGAGCUGAGCACGCAAGCGCUUGUCGGUGGUGGUGGUGGUGCGCCGAGCCCGGCGCCGAUCGUCGAGGCCGACGAGUCCGCCGCAGCAGCCUACCAUCAACAACUGCAACAGCAGCAGCAGCAGCAGCAACAACAGCAGCAGUACCACCAGCAGUACUACCAAGCACCGGGCCAGGUUCCCGGUCAGCCGCCCCUCGCUCCCCAGCCUGGCUAUGCGGCGGUGGCUGGGCAGCCCGUCUACGGUCAGCCUCAGCCACAGCAACAGCCACUGCAGGCGGGCGUGUACGAGGCCGGUGAUGGGCAGCCGGCACCUGUUGGCCCGGUCGAAGUGGCGUCCCCGGACACCAGCGGCGGUGCGCUUCCACCGACGGCGUCGACAGAACAGCCUCCCCACCCUGUGCAUCCAGACGGUCAUCCGUCGUGA
Molecule: messenger RNA, 1968 nt
Organism: Sporothrix brasiliensis 5110
Lineage: Eukaryota; Fungi; Ascomycota; Sordariomycetes; Ophiostomatales; Ophiostomataceae
Exons: 1
Coding region: 1-1968 (655 amino acids)
Source: RefSeq, a predicted model, not a curated record